AUGGCAACCAUAAAUUAUGCCAUCACAAAUCCCAACAUUACCGGCGAGGGACAGGGUGCCAAACACAGAAGAAAAUGUUCAUUAUGUCAACUUAAUUUGAAGUCUGCCGAUGAUUUCACGAGACAUUUAAGAGAUUUUCAUUGUUCAAAAGAAGGUGGUUCUUUUGUAUGCAGGUAUGGACUGAAUAAUGUAUGUCCCUCCCUACCGUUAGAGGGGGUGAGUAAUAUGGACUACGAAAAUCACAUAGCUCGGGACCAUGUUCAUUCGUACCAACAACAUGGUAUAGGCCAAAAAGACAGUGCAGGAGUGAUGGCAUCAUAUGUGUCUGAUCAAAACAAAAAGGAAGAACCAAGUGUGGUCCAAGAUCAGCACAAGUGGACAAUAUACAAGUCAUGUGUGAACCUUCCAGCAGCACUUAAUGACCCUUUGCGUUCAAAAAGGGAAUAUGACUUUUUCACAAAAACUUGGGGCCAAGAUUUUUAUGAAAAGACAGAUAUUCCACCUUCACCAUAUUUGGUUCACAUUUCAAGAGAACAUUUCCAGAAGUAUAGACAUAGAAUAUCAAAGAGAUACAAGAAACAUGUCCAUAAAACUACUCAGUUCUUUCAAGAAUCUCCUGGUGGGGAAACCUUCUUACAACAGCUAGAGAAGAACAGAGCUGAGUUGCAGCAAAUUCCAAAACUUUUCCUUUUACCAAAUUUUGAAUUGGACAAUAGUGAUACAUUCAAUGCUGUAUUUCCAUGGCAACAAAUUGAAUCCAAAAAUCAUUCCAAACCUUCUAGUCCUUCUUCUGGACCACAGUCAUCCAAACUCCUCCAGGAAAAGUUAAGUCAUUACUUAGACAUAGUUGAGGUACACAUAGCCAAGCAAAUAUCGACCAAAUCAGAUGCGUUCUUCCAGGCCAUGUCUCGUCAGGACAAACUCCAGGAAAACAUGCUGCAGACAUGUCAGACUAUCAAAAGACUGAGAGACAGGGUGAAAACUAUUGACGAAUAUCUGGUGAAAGGAUCUUUAAAGAUAAUCAAAUUAUAUCGUACAAGAGCUAAUUAUGCACAGCUGUAUAACAAACUUAAGAUGAUGGCUACAGUGCAUCAAACUCAGCCCACCAUACAGAUGCUUUUGUCCACUAACGAGUUUGUGGGCGCCCUUGAUCUUAUCUCCACUACACAGGAAGUUCUGUCACAGGAGCUAGCUGGUGUCCACAGCUUUAGACACCUUGGUUCCCAGCUUGCUGAGAUGGAGAAGGUGAUUGACCGAAUGUUGCAGGAAGAUUUUGCUAAAUAUGUGUCUUCUGACCUCAAUCGACCAGUCACAGACCCUGAGCUCCUGCAGGAGGAGGAAAAACUUGUAUCCCUGGUGUUUGGUAUGAUCCGGCGUGGGCGGUAUAAUUUUGUGGAUGUGUACCGAGAGGAGGCUUUAACAGCUGUACGCGCCACAGUUAAACAGACUGUAGUUGAAGCUGUGUCAUCAGCAGACAUAGAUGCAGAUGAUAAUGCAUCGAGUUUGGGAGACCAGAUGCGACUGCUUGAUUACAAUCAGUGGAUGGAAUGUCUGAAGCAGAUCUUCUCCAACCUCUUGGUACAUCUCAACCGAGUCAAGACAUUCCACGGUGUCAUUACUGAUGUGAUUGGUAUCACUGCCCGCAAAACCCACGUGCCUAGUCCUCUGCCCUCACCUACUCACAACCUGGAGUCCCUAUCAGAAGCUUCCCAUCUCCAUGUAUCUGUGAGUGAGGAUGCUGCUGAUUUGAUGAUUAGUGAAGCUGACUUUGUGACGGUCAGCUCCAGUCUGUCGGAUUUACUGGUCAACACAUGUGAUUUUUCCCAUGACCGCUGUGUCAAGGUCAUCGUAGCUCGGUCAAAGGAUGGUUUUCUGGAGAGGUUGUCGUCCCAAGAAUUUGUCAACUUAUCCCGAGUUGUAGAGGGAUUUGUAAACGACUGUGAAGGUGUGUGUGGCAGACGGAGUGCUUCUUUAAGACUUAGCCUUCAGUCACAGGCCUCAAGAUUUGUUAAUCGUUUCCAUGAUGAAAGAAGAACAAAGUUAAGUUUGAUAUUGGACAAUGAGCGCUGGAAACAGGCUGACGUUCCAGCUGAAUUCCAGGAACUAGUUGACCACAUCAGUAAAACAGAAAAACUUUGCCUGGUUGAGAGGACAGCUGAUGCAGACAAAAAGCCAUUCAAUACCUUGACAGUAGAUGGGCAGAGUUACUCAGUUGUAGGGACAGUGCUCAUGUUACUGAAAAUGAUGGUAGAAUACUGUCAGUGUGUUGAUGACAUUCCUACUGCUGCCCCAGACCUACUUACCCGUCUUAUAGAACUUAUCAAAAUUUUCAACUCCAGAACCUGCCAACUUGUGCUAGGUGCUGGGGCACUACAGCUAGUUGGACUGAAAACUAUUACCACAAAAAACUUAGCCCUUGCAUCUCGUUGUCUCCAGCUGGUUGUUCAUUACAUGCCCUUGGUGCGUCGACAUUUUGAGUCACAUCUGCUGGACAAGAACAAAACUAUGCUUAAACAUUUUGAUCAAGUCAAAAAGGAUUACCUGGACCACAUCAAUGAGAUCACAAACAAGUUGGUUAGUGUAAUGGAAGGUGUGGUAGAGUCCCAACUUGUCAAGUGGGAAGUGAAAGCCCCUAUGCCGUCAGCCUGUUUCCGGUCCAUCUGUAAACAGAUUACCAAGAUGCAUGAGGUGGUCAUUGACAUCCUGCCGGAGGACCAGAUCAAGACCUUAUUCCAGAGUAUAAACCAAGUCUUCAUUAGACUGGCUAGAAUACAACUGAUCAAGCUGGAUGUAUGUAGUAAUGGUGGCCCUCAACAUGCAUUGGUUACCUCUGACUUGGCAUUUUAUUCGGGGACAUUUAAGACAUUACGAGGACUAGAAACAUUAGCCAACAAUACAAAUUCAGUGUGGGAUACAAGCUGACCCCCUCACAACGGUCCAUCUUUGACCAUUUGACCUCUACAGAAUG
This is a messenger RNA of Ylistrum balloti, 2968 nucleotides long. Its product is annotated as vacuolar protein sorting-associated protein 54-like. Gene Ontology annotation, molecular function: syntaxin binding. Lineage: Eukaryota; Metazoa; Mollusca; Bivalvia; Pectinida; Pectinidae. The record is from RefSeq and is a predicted model, not a curated record. Gene Ontology annotation, biological process: Golgi to vacuole transport; retrograde transport, endosome to Golgi. Gene Ontology annotation, cellular component: GARP complex. Bases 1 to 2922 code for a protein of 973 amino acids. The transcript has 25 exons.